Messenger RNA from Echinostoma caproni, 885 nucleotides. The record is from the annotation of a GenBank genome assembly. Lineage: Eukaryota; Metazoa; Platyhelminthes; Trematoda; Plagiorchiida; Echinostomatidae.
AUGCCUCUAGGCGAUUUCGCUCAACCAAGUGGGAAUAUGGAUGUGUUCAUUGUUGGUGCUUUGCGGACUCCCAUCGGUCGCAUGUCUGGUUCAUUGGCUGGUGUUCCUGCUCAUAAGCUGGGCGCUAUCGUUAUUCAGCAACUGUUGUAUGACGAGUCCAGUGAUCUAAAAUCAAAAAUUAUACCUCGAUUGGAUGAAGUUAUUGUCGGUCAGGUGUUCACCGCAGCAACGGGUCAAAAUCCUGCCCGUCAGGCUGCAGUUCUUGCUGGAAUUCCUUUCUCAGUACCUUCUUGGAAUGUGAACAUGAUUUGUGGGUCGGGUUUGAAAGCUGUUUGUCUAGCCUACGAUCGACUGAAGAUUUUGUCCAGUGACGGUGGCUGGAUUAUUGCCGGCGGCCAGGAGUCAAUGAGUCAGGCUCCCCAUGCCACACCGGCCGGAUGCAGUUUGCGACGUGGUGGCAUGCAAAACAGUGCCGGUUUGCCUCAUUUGGGUGACUUUCGUCUGAUCGAUACCGUGAUGCACGACGGGCUCACGGACGCAUUUUGUGGCAAACUGAUGGGAUGCACUGCGGAAACAAUCGCUAAAAAGUACGUAGUUGAAUCAGUUUUCCGCAUCACACAAAUUUCUCACUUCCUUAUUCUACUGGUCAUGAAAGUUUCCGAUCAUCUUUUUCAUUGGUCUGUAGUGAGGUCACUGUACUCGCAUGGUCAUGUAAAGGUGUAUGAUGAACUAAAUAGGCCAUUCAUCACCAGCAGCGGCGUUCGUCAAGGGAGCUCUCUUCCGCUGUUCCUGUUCAAUUUUAUCGCAGACGAAAUGCUAAGGAACUUAGUGGUUUCCAAAACGUCGGUAUUGAAUGGACAGCUGGAGAAAAGCUGUGAGAUUUAG